This is a messenger RNA of Glycine soja, 2034 nucleotides long. RefSeq names its product protein TRIGALACTOSYLDIACYLGLYCEROL 4, chloroplastic. Lineage: Eukaryota; Viridiplantae; Streptophyta; Magnoliopsida; Fabales; Fabaceae. The record is from RefSeq and is a predicted model, not a curated record. The coding region runs from base 259 to 1665 and encodes 468 amino acids. Gene Ontology annotation, biological process: acylglycerol transport; ER to chloroplast lipid transport. Gene Ontology annotation, cellular component: chloroplast envelope. Gene Ontology annotation, molecular function: phosphatidic acid binding. The transcript has 5 exons.
CCCUUCAAACGUUCUAUUCUAAUCUCUGUAUCUCACUAUCUCCCAUCUUUCCUAAUUAUGGCUAAUUCUCAUUUCUCUCAUUAUUUUGGUUUAAGUAUUGAUAACAUGAUGAUUGGGUGGCUGACUAUGACUGAAGACUGAAGAGUGAGUGCGAAAAAAGAUAGUAGAAGAGUGAGUGAAGAAGAAGAAGAAGAAGAAGACGAAGAAACAAUUGAUUGAUUGAUUGAUUCCAUUCCAUUUCCAUUGGAUUGAAGUGUGAUGACUACGAGAAAACUGAGAUGGGUAAUGGACGGAGGAGGGUUCUGGGAUUUGGACAUUUCCACUCCCCAAACCCUUGAUGGGUUGGCAUGUCCCGUCCCUGGAGACCCUCUUCCCUUGUCUCUCUCGCGAGGGACAAGGCUUUCCAGACCCAGACAGCUCCAAUUCAUGCACCGUUUCAUGCACGCCCCUCUCAUUCCCUCCUGCGCCAAACCCCACGGCCUCUCUCUCCACCGUCUUCUCACCCUCCCCUUUUCUGAUAACUGGUUUGUAUUUUUACUGGGUCAGUUCCAUUUGCAGAGGUUUUUUUCCUCUGUUAAGAGCAGUAAGGAGAAGCCAAAGGAGCUUUCCUCUUGGCUGAAAACCUUUGGGAGACAUCUACAGGAUAAAUCCUUGUAUGCGUUGGGUAUCUCUUCAGAGUUCCAGUUAGGGAUGGAUGAUACUUUACUUUUUGGCUUAGAUGCAUAUGAAGAUACAGAAAAGCCUCGUGGGAAAGCAGUCUUUCAUCAUAAGUUUCCAGAUCAUGAUCUAACAGUUGAGGCAGUUUAUCCUGGACUUUUUGUUGAUACGACUGGUAAUUACUGGGAUUUACCAUUUUCAAUGGCAGUUGAUCUUGCUUCUGUGACUACCAGUGAUUCUUCCACCGCUUACCAUUUGUGUGCACGCUACACUUCGGGGUCACCCAAGCAGUUUGAAAAUGUUCAAAAUCAAAAUGAUAGAGUACCACCACCUACUCUACUUCCUGGCUUGGCCUUCAAAAGUGCCUUUUCUUACAGGAAAAAAGUUGAUAUUUGGAGAAGUGAAGCUAAAAAGUUGAAAUUGGUACAACCGUAUGACAUAUUUCUUUCGAAUCCUCAUGUGUCAGCCUCGGGGAUUAUUGGUGCUGCUGCAACCACUGCUUUUGGGGAUAAUUCGGCAAGAGCACAAGUAGAAGAUGGUAGUCCGGGAUUUUUUCUCCAGGCUUCUGGAAUAAAGUCUUCCUUUCUGGCAGAUAUAUUUGCAUCCGUUUCAUUUACAGCCCAACAUGGAAAUUUCCAAAGGCUUUUUCUAGAUCUUACCCGAUUUCAGGCCCGACUGGAUUUUCCUUCUGGUUUCAAAUUUCUUUCAGCCGCAACUGGUUUAACACAAGAUCUUCUCAAUUCUCAAAAGCCCAGCAUGGAUGCUGUUCAGGCGAUUAUACCCAAUGCUACACUAUCACUUCAGCAGCAGAUCGUUGGUCCCGUCAGUUUUAGAGUUGAUUCAGGAAUUACAGUUGAUCUGAAGAACCCUGAUUGGCCGAUACAUGCACUGGAACCAGUAUUUGCUUUGGAAUAUGCAUUGCAAGUACUUGGUUCAGCAAAAGCAGUUGCAUGGUAUUGCCCCAAACGCCAAGAAUUCAUGGCAGAACUUCGUUUCUUUGAAACAUAAGCCAUAGCCUGAUAGGCACUAUAGAAAUAUCUUCUGUUCCUUAAAUUGCAAAAGCUAGUUGGUAAAAGGUCCAUUAAUUUUUAUGUUGCCCUGUGGCUUGUCAAUAGAUUUGUGUUUUUACAAUUUCUCUUGUUUAACUACCUCUAUUGGAGUUGUAGUUAUGAAAGAAGAGAACUAUCAAAUUUCACUGAAUACCGGGAUGAUCAAUGUAAACAUUUUGUAUGAAAAAUUCUUGCAAAAUUGGUGUGAAACUCUUUUGUUACUAAUUUUGCUAGGCAUCAAAUUCAGCUAGGAAGUGAUGUCAUGUCAGCAGGAGCAUAAUUAUGUCUUCACAUAUUCAUGUUAUAUUAUUCAAAGUUUUCAAUUUCA